AAUAAUAAUAAUAAUAAUAAUAGCUGGUAUCUUCAUCAUUGCUGACAUCAUCUUAAGAAGAAGAACAAGAACAAAACUGUUUGAAGCAAAGAAAAUGAAGAUCAACACAGGUGCCACGAUGCAUCUGAUGCAGUUGGUUCUACAGGCUUCUGCAGUGAUGGCCAUGUUGGAAGUGCCAACCGAAUCCCAAACAGAGACCGAUUUACCUCAUACUCAACAAAUAACUGCUGACUAUACAGGGACAAUACGUCUGGUUGGAGGAGAUGUACCGAAUGUUGGUCGUGUGGAGGUGUUUUAUGGCGGUCAAUGGGGCACAGUGUGUGACGAUGACUGGGACCUGAGAGAGGCCAACGUUGUGUGCCAUAUGCUGGGAUACACUGAUGGUCGUCCAGUCCCGUCAGCAAGAUAUGGUGCCGGAACAGGUCAGAUCUGGAUGGACAAUGUGAACUGUAAAGGAUCUGAGAUCAGCUUACUAAACUGCAGUACCAAUGGAUGGGGACAACACGAUUGUGGCCACUACGAAGAUGCUGGGGUUGUGUGUUCAAGUACCUUCCAGACUUCGAAUAUAACUUUGGAACCAAUUAUAUUUGACAUUGAAGUCAUUGGAGAAAUUCGUCUGGUUGGAGGUUCAACCCCUCAGGCAGGAAGGGUGGAGGUGUACCAUGACGGUGCCUGGGGCACAGUGUGUGACGAUGAUUGGGACUGGCGUGAUGCAACAGUGGUGUGUCGGCAACUCGGAUACAAUCAUGGAGAAGCUUACCAAUUUGCUCGUUUCGGUGAGGGGAAUGGUCACAUUUGGAUGGACAAUAUCCACUGUGUUGGCACCGAGAGUUCUUUAUUCCGCUGUAUCCAUAACGGUUGGGGAAGGACGGAUUGUGGACAUUACGAAGACGCAUCUGCUGCUUGCUCAGAUCCUAUACCGACGACAACCCAGGUGAACAGUACCACAGGAGAGACACUCCAUCCACGCCAGACACCACAACCAGGAAUUGACUUCCAGAUUCGUUUGGCCGAUGGGGAGAACGCGAUGUCAGGCCGAGUCGAGAUAUACUACAGUGGUGAGUGGGGCACAGUGUGUGACGAUGGGUUCGACUGGCGGGAGGCUCAAGUCGUGUGCAGAUACAUGGGAUACAUAUAUGGCCGUCCAUUCAAACUCGCUCGCUAUGGCCCCGGAAUUGGCCCCAUCUGGCUCGACGAUCUCCGCUGUAAUGGGAAUGAAAGCAACCUAGCUGCCUGCCGCAACUCUGGGUGGGGUCACAGCAAUUGUGGCCACCACGAAGAUGCCAGUGUGAUCUGCUCGUACAGUAAACCAAACCAUUCUCGUGUGAAUCCCCCUCGCACCACUCUACCCCCACGAGUAAUUGACCACAAUGUGAGGUUAGCUGGCAGCAGAAACCACAAUGAAGGCCGUGUAGAAUUGAGAAUCAACAAUGUCUGGGGUACAGUCUGUGACGAUGAAUGGGAUGAUAGGGAUGCUGCUGUCAUCUGUAGGAUGAUGGGAUACAAUGUUGGAGUUGCAACGAUUAAUGGCAAUUUUGGUCCUGGGACCGGCACCAUUUGGCUGGACGAUGUCAACUGCAUGGGGAGUGAAUCGACCAUCGAGGACUGUCGAUAUCCUCAGAUUGGUCAACACAACUGCGACCACUUUGAAGACGCAGGGGUCAUCUGUUCGGCACCCCUGUACAACACCACAUGGAGUCCCGCUCCAACACCGACCACCACCAGUCACCCAGAAGGUAACAUCCGACUGGUUGGAGGUACCGAGAGUGCUGGCAGGAUAGAGAUCUACUACAACAACGUCUGGGGUACCGUGUGCGAUGACCAGUUCGACGAAAGGGACGCCAAGGUUGUAUGUCGUAUGCUGGGGUACAGAACUGGUCAAGCAAGACAGUCAGCUCUCUUUGGACGUGGCAGUGGUCAAAUCUGGUUGGAUGAUCUGAAUUGCUUUGGGUUUGAAUCUUCACUGUUCACUUGUCGCAGUCGUGGAUGGGGUCGACAUGACUGUACACACGACGAAGAUGCCAGUGUCAUAUGCUCCAAUGCCAUUCCACAUCCUGUAAUCACAAGGAAAGAUGAGAUAAUCCCUACCACAACACCAGUCCCAGUAAGUGUCCGUCUAGCUGGUAGUGACUCCUAUCUGUAUGGCCGCGUCGAAAUUCUAUACAAAGGAAAAUGGGGAACAGUUUGUGAUGACGACUGGGACACACAAGAUGCUCAAGUCAUUUGCAGGAUGCUGUCAUUGAGUGGUGGUCAAGCUCUGCUUUCAGCCACUUUUGGUCAAGGUGAAGGCGACAUACUUUUGGAUGAUGUGAGAUGCGAUGGCUCAGAAGAGACCAUUUCGGCGUGUGAGUUCCCAGGGUGGAACCUGCACAAUUGUGGACACCACGAAGACGCAAGUGUGAUGUGUACUGACGACUCAACCACUGAUGCAUCAUGGGAAAGUACAGAGAAACCACGUGACUCUGAUCUGAUCCGUUUGGUGGACGGUGACUACAUCCAAGGAGGUCGUGUGGAGGUGUACCAUGAGGGUACCUGGGGUACCAUCUGUGAUGACGAGUGGGACGAUGCUGAUGCCAACGUUGUAUGCAGAAUGAUGGGUUAUCAAUCUGGCCAAGCAUUCAUCUCAGCCCGUUAUGGAGCUGGACGUGGUGCCAUUUGGAUGGAUGACGUGUCCUGUCAGGGCAAUGAAACCUCCUUGUUCCAUUGUUCCCAUCAUGGUUGGGGCAGACACAACUGUGGACACAAUGAGGAUGCCAGUGUUAUGUGCAUCAAUGCUCCUGCGACAACUUUACAGACACCAAACAUUACAGAAAUUGAAAACCUGCCAGAACCUGUGACCUAUCCUCCCUCAAGUGAAGGGUCAGUCAAGUUAGUUGGUGGUAAUGCACCCAAUGAAGGACGUGUUGAGAUUUACCAUGCAGGUGUCUGGGGUACAAUAUGUGAUGAUUCAUGGGACGAGAGGGAUGCCACCGUUGUCUGUCGAAUGCUGGGCUACACACGUGGGCGUGCCAUCAUGUUGGCAGCAUUUGGAGCUGGAACCGGUCAAAUAGCCAUGGAUGACGUCAGUUGCCUAGGUAACGAACUCUCUCUGUCUGAUUGUCAACACAACGGAUGGUUAAACCACAACUGCGCUCACUAUGAGGAUGCAGGAGUGUCAUGUUUCUAGGACACACAGACAGACACGAACAGAGAAGGCGGAACUUUCUGGAAUUGACAUUUCUCUUCUUUGUGAUGCACAGAAAUCUAUUGUAACAUAUGUAUUUCACAAAAAA
Octopus sinensis (East Asian common octopus) is the source of this 3272-nucleotide messenger RNA. RefSeq names its product deleted in malignant brain tumors 1 protein-like. The transcript has 24 exons. Gene Ontology annotation, cellular component: membrane. The record is from RefSeq and is a predicted model, not a curated record. Bases 95 to 3166 code for a protein of 1023 amino acids. NCBI's taxonomy places the organism in Eukaryota, Metazoa, Mollusca, Cephalopoda, Octopoda, Octopodidae.